CAUUGACCCUUUAAUCUAGAGCACCACAGUCACGUUCUAUCCCGAGGACGUAAACUGCUUAGUGUAAAAGAAUCGUGUGACGAAACAGACGCAUUGUUCAACAUCAGCGGCAGGGAGUCGGAAAUCAACAUCCACAAUGGCGACGCUGGCUCUGCUAGUAAUAUGUUUAUUAGGCUACGUUGCAUCCCAGGAAGGGCAAGCGCCUAAAGACAUCCUCACGAACAACAAUAACAUGGGGUUUGGCAUGGGAGGGAUGAUGGGUCAGAUGUUCGGGGGAGACGAAGCCGCAACUCGUGAGCACGUUGAAGCGAUGAAGAAAUUCCGCCAGAACAUGAUGGCGAGCUGGGGCAACCCCGAGGAGAUGCAGAAACACCGAGAGCAGAUGAAGAAACACAUCAAGAAGAUCCACGGGUCGCGAACUAGACACCAUCAUAAGUCGAAACAGAGGGGACCCGGCAACUACGGCAUGAUGGGGGGCCCCGGCAUGAUGUGGCGCAACGGCAUGAUGGGAGGCCCUGGCAUGAUGGGAGGCCCUGGCAUGAUGUGGCGUAACGGCAUGAUGGGAGGCCCUGGCAUGAUGAGAGGCCCUGGCAUGAUGUGGCGCAACGGCAUGAUGGGAGGCCCCGGCAUGACGGAACAACAGAGACGAGUGAUGCAGCAGUAUAUGAACAACAUGAUGGGCUAUCCCGCAAAGAACGGUCCAGAAUCAGUAACUCAGCAAGGCUCACCAGUGUUGAAGGAUGUGAAUAAAAUGGUCGCCCCAUAAAUAUAGCAGAACGUGCAGCCAUUGACUGUUCACCGUCUGUAAUUUAAAAUAUCUCACAGACAAGUCAUUAUUAUUUUGUGACAUAUUACAAAAUAAUAAUAAUAAUAAUAAUAAUAAUCUUACAUAUUAUUAACAUUCCACUGUGGCCAGUCGAUUCUACGCUCAGCCACAGACGAAUCCUAUAGUUACCAUUAAAAAAAACCCAUCGCACUCUGGUGUGACAUGAAUAAUACUAAUAAUUUUUUAAAACCACAAAAAACCCACCAGCUGAUAAUAUGGCAUGGUCUGAAAAAAAAAAGUGUGUUUUCGGGAACGUGCCUAAACAUAUGGUUUGAUAGAUAAUUCUUUGUUUAAUUACUGUUAUAUAUAUUUAUAUAUACACACAGUCAAACAAAAAACUAAAUUCACCCCUACGGGUUCAGAUAAAAUGUUACAUAUGUACGCUUUUCAACUGCUUUAAAAUCGAAAAACACAAACUAAUACAUCGAACAUAAUUUUUAGGGUCGGCCUUUUUUUAUUCUAGGUAGGGUCAGGUUCACGGAAACACACAAUGCUUUACUUGUUUGUUGUUGUUAUUUGUUUUGUUUGUUUGUCAAUCGUAUUUGUUUUCAGCUUUUAAACACACUGAUUCAAGUCGUUAUCAUUGUAAACUAAUUAACGUCGAUAUUAAAUAUACACAUACUA
This is a messenger RNA of Gigantopelta aegis, 1450 nucleotides long. Its product is annotated as collagen alpha-3(IV) chain-like. Lineage: Eukaryota; Metazoa; Mollusca; Gastropoda; Neomphalida; Peltospiridae. The transcript is spliced from 3 exons. The coding region runs from base 137 to 766 and encodes 209 amino acids. The record is from RefSeq and is a predicted model, not a curated record.